AGGAGAGAAAGGAAAGCGCGAGGAGCCGCCGCCGCCACCGCCGCCAGCGCCGCCGUGCCGGAGCCGAGGGGACCCGGGCCGCCGCCCCGCCGCGCCUCCUGCUCGCCGCCGGCUCCUUGUCCUCGGACUCACUCCAGCAGCCUGUUAAAACAUGGUGGAUUACUAUGAGGUUCUAGGCGUGCAGAGACAUGCCUCAGCCGAGGAUAUUAAAAAGGCGUACCGGAAACUGGCACUGAAGUGGCAUCCAGAUAAAAACCCGGAGAAUAAAGAAGAGGCAGAGAGAAAAUUCAAACAAGUAGCUGAGGCGUAUGAGGUGUUAUCAGAUGCCAAAAAACGGGACAUCUACGACAGAUACGGCAAAGAAGGGUUAAAUGGAGGUGGAGGAGGGAUUCAUUUCGACAAUCAGUUUGAGUUCGGCUUCACAUUCCGUAACCCAGAUGACGUCUUCAGGGAAUUUUUUGGAGGAAGGGACCCGUUUUCAUUUGACUUCUUUGAAGACCCAUUCGAGGAAUUUUUUGGCAGUCGAAGAGGCCCCCGUGGAAGCAGGAACCGGAGCACAGGGUCGUUUUUCUCCGCCUUCAGUGGAUUUCCGUCUUUCGGAGGAGGGUUUCCGGCUUUUGAUUCAGGAUUUACUUCCUUCGCAUCACCAGGUCACGGGGGCCUCACUUCAUUCUCCUCUGCUGCAUUCGGUGGUAGUGGGAUGGGCAACUUCAAGUCUAUAUCGACUUCUACUAAAAUGGUCAACGGCAGAAAAAUCACUACAAAGAGAAUUGUGGAGAACGGUGAAGAGAGAGUAGAAGUUGAAGAGAACGGCCAGUUAAAGUCCUUAACGAUAAAUGGUGUGGCCGAUGAGAACGCGCUCCUGGAGGAGUGCCGACGCAGAGGCCAGAGCGCGCUGCCCUCCCAGCCCGCCAGCACCAGCGGCCCGUCGCUGAGGUCUCACAGGCCGGCCUCCCUGCCCAAACCCGAGUCUCAGCACAUGCGUGAAGAGGAGGACGAGCCAAGCAGACAGCAGGCCACCAGCAGCCCCUGGGACCCCUCCGUGCUCUCUGCAGGGUCCAAAGAAGGUGGCAAGAGGAAGAAGCAGAAGCAGAGAGAGGAGUCCAAGAAGAAGAAGUCGACCAAAGGCCACCACUAGACGGACUCGCGGCCACGCUCGCUGCCCGAGCUGGCGGCCCAGCCGGCUCUGUGUGGUCGCGGCCCUCGCUUCUCCCAGCACUAAAUCCGAUCGCGUCUCCCCGGAGUGGCUCGGGACCCCGCUCCUUCUUUUCAGCCUUUCAGCCGCCAGCUGCCGGGCUACUUAGAGCUCUCGAGGUGUGACAGGUGCAGGCAGAGACCGGAGUGUGUGUCCAUGGAAUGACUUCCUUCCUUCCUGGCCGCAGAUUUCUGGGAGCUAGCGCGAGGGAAGGGCAGGGUGGCCGAGCGGCCUGGUGCAUCGGGUGACCGCCACCACGGUGCUUGUCCUUCAGACGGGGGUGGUGGUGGGGUGCUAGACCUUCCAGCAGCUCAGCAGCUGGCCUGGCCUGGCCCGUGGGGGCCCUGGGGUGACUCACUUUAGAUACAAAGUCAUUCCUUACGUUUACCAUAGUUUUAGUCUCUAGCCUGAACUUCGGAAACGGUUUAAUUUUUGCUAAAGCUCUUCUUUUUUUUUCUUGGACCCUGAAUUCUUAGCAUAUGCACAGGAUCCUACAGAAUUUUGUUGGGUAAAUGUCAUCUCUGGCUCUUAGUUUAGGUGAUGCUGGGGAAGGACGGACGAGGUGUUGACACACACACACACUCACACACACACACUCACGUGCAGGUACGAACAGGGAGGCUGAACGGAGUGUGUCCGCCUGUAAACAUUGAUUCCUUUGCAAACAUUUUUCCUGGCAAGAUUCUGUGCGGUUUCCUGAGCUUCUGUCUUUGCAUGAACAGCUGCUGCUUAGCCCUCUGCUCCCGACCAGACCUGCGCAGCCCUCACCUUCCCUGCAAGCGCGCUGCCCGGGCCGCCCCUCCUCAGCACGAGGGCGAGCUCACGUCGUGCUUGCGUGGGAGCGAGGGGAGCUGGGGACUCGCGUCUGUGGCCGCGUCAUGGGUGCGAGGGCCACCAGUGGGUGCAGCCUUUGAAUUUAAGACGACUGUUACAGGCAGGUUGGCUUGGUUUGGCUUUGGUGGGGGUGGUGUGGACUGGUGUUCACUGCUUCUGGGGGAAACGUGCCCGUGGAGGUGUCCUGUGUUUUCAGUGCUGCCUACAGAAAUAAAACGUAAACGCACCGCGA
Molecule: messenger RNA, 2261 nt
Organism: Lutra lutra (Eurasian river otter)
Lineage: Eukaryota; Metazoa; Chordata; Mammalia; Carnivora; Mustelidae
Gene: DNAJB6
Product: DnaJ heat shock protein family (Hsp40) member B6
Biological process (GO): protein refolding; positive regulation of proteasomal ubiquitin-dependent protein catabolic process
Cellular component (GO): endoplasmic reticulum membrane; cytosol
Molecular function (GO): Hsp70 protein binding; ATPase activator activity
Source: RefSeq, a predicted model, not a curated record